AGGGUUCAUCUGAACAGGAAUAACCGAAGAGUAAAGGGAUGGGAUAUAAAUUUUAGUUAUAUAUUUUCGAGUAGGUGUAAUUCCACAAAAAGACUGAAAUUAAUGGCCAUGAGCUCCUAUUUGAUCAACUCCAACUAUGUGGACCCGAAGUUCCCACCCUGCGAGGAAUACUCACAGAGCGACUAUCUGCCUAGUCACUCUCCGGACUAUUACAGCUCCCAAAGGCAAGAGCCAACCGCCUUUCAGCCGGACUCUCUUUACCACCACCAUCAACACCACCCACACCACCAGACGCAUCGCCCGCAGCGAGCUGAGCCGCCAUUCACGCCAUGCCAGCGUGCAGCGCAGCCUGCCUCAGUGGUGAUGUCCCCUCGGGGUCAUGUCAUUCCCCCGACAGGGCUGCAGACCACCCCGGUCAGCGAGCAAAGCCACCGCUGCGACUCGGUCACACCAAGCCCACCUCCACCUCCGACUUGCGCUCAAACGCCCCACAGCCAAAGUACUCACUCGCCUGCAAGUACUCGUAAGGACCCGGUAGUUUACCCAUGGAUGAAGAAAGUGCACGUAAACAUCGUGAGUUCAAGCUACUCAGGGGGAGAGCCAAAGCGCUCGCGGACGGCCUACACGCGCCAACAAGUUCUGGAGCUUGAGAAGGAGUUCCACUACAAUCGAUACCUGACGCGCAGGCGCAGGGUGGAGAUCGCCCACACUCUGUGUUUGUCAGAGCGGCAGAUCAAGAUCUGGUUCCAGAACCGGAGGAUGAAAUGGAAGAAGGACCACAAGCUGCCCAACACCAAGGUCCGCUCUGGGACAAACACUACCACCAAUAACCAGACUCUGUCCGGCUCCCAGAACCGAUCUUCCAGACCCCUAUAGCGAGCUUUUGCUCCCUGUCAGAUUGUUUUUGCUCCCAUGUUCCCAAACUGAACGCUGAAAGGUAAACCACACCAGAAGCUGCACUUUGGAUCGGAAUAAUGCCUUUGUUCUUAAGAUGAGGCAGAUCUCGUGAACGACUGAACGGGCCUGAUCUACGCCGCCACCCGCUGUAGUGACGUUAGGACGUCAGAAGACGUGGAAGAGGGGGAGUUCCCUAAAAUAAAAUAUGAGAUAAACAAAAAUAAUCGAGGGACACAAACUGACCAAAACAAAUAAACAGCCCGCUUUUCAACCCGCUCUCUCUCUGUCUCUCUGCCUCUUCUCUGCUUGCUGUUCUUCCAGCAGAAGACGGUAGGUUGAAAUCAGUGUUCUCGCGCGCUUUGUUUCCUUCUUCUUCUCCAUCCAAGAGUUUCUUCAGGAGAAGAUGGAUUCUCGUUUUCUUUUUUAAUCAUGCCAAACUCGCGCCCCAUUUUUCAUGUUUACCGUGUGGGUACAAAGCAAAGGGGUGAACUACUGUCUUUAACCCCCCCCACCCCCCACCCCCUCCCCCUCCCCAACACACACACACACACACAAUCUUCUUUAUAUCACUGACCCCCUCUCACACGUGUAAUAAAUGGCGCUCGCGUCCCGUUCCUUAAUACCCCCCACCAACACACAUGGAAUUUACAAAUUUGAAGAAGGAAGGAAGGAAGGAAGGAAGGAAGGAAGGAAGGAAGGAAGAAAGAAAGAAAGAAAGAAAGAAAGAAAGAAAGAAAGAAAGAAAGAAAGAAAGAAAGAAAGAAAGAAAGAAAGAAAGAAAGAAAGAAAGAAAGAAAGAAAGACUAUCAGAUUGGCAGUUUUCUUUCUUCCUGAUGAAGCUUCAUGAAAGAAAAAUCUUUUCUAAACUGUAUAAUAAUUAUUUUGAGUGGAUUGCUGGUUGUAUGUAUGUGACUGUUCCUGUUUAGGGUGACGCGGGACGUUCAUGUGGUUGAACCGCCGAAAGAAAAGUCUUCUGUCAACUAACUAAAAUGAUCAUUGAAGGCAUUUCGCACGACUUACCAAACAGGGUUGGGGUUCUGCCUAAAGAGAGGACUCUAAUAAUCUCACCAAAACUGUCCAAAUAAUAUCAUACGAGCAGCACAAAAUAAUGUACUACCUAUUACCUCAGCUGUACAUAUAAAUAUUAUUGAAUAAAAAAAUCACCUUAUUUUGUCUUGCUCGUUUAAUGAAGUGAAACGUUUCAAGUUUUUAUAUUUUUUAAAAUUGUGUGUGCAGUAAUUAUUACCUCGAUCCCAAAAAAACGCUAAUUAUUUCAUGUAUGUGGAAAUAAAAUGUAAUUUAAUUAUUCUCAGUUAUUUUAGAAAGGAACGUUUAGAUAGGAGGAGCAUUUCUUUACCAAAACAGCAUUCAUUUACAUUUCUCUUUCCUCUGUCUACACAUUAAAUGCGGAAUCCUUUUCUUUUUUGAUCUUUUCCUCUUUCUCUCUCUCUGUUCUUUCACGUCGUGCCUUUAAGUAGAUUUUAUUCUGUUUUUAUUGAUGUUUUUUAUUUACACUCCAAAUGUAAUUUUCAAUUGUUUCUGAGGAUUUUCAUUACAAUGAUGGUAUUUUCAAGGUGUGUGACCUCUCCGCAUAUGUAAGUUGCUCCUUUCUCUGUUCAUGCCUCCUCAGUGUUAUUCUAUUUGUAAAUAGUUCAUAGAAAUUUAAAUAAAUGACUGAAAAUA
Melanotaenia boesemani (Boeseman's rainbowfish) is the source of this 2580-nucleotide messenger RNA. RefSeq names its product homeobox B4a (gene hoxb4a). Gene Ontology annotation, cellular component: nucleus. Gene Ontology annotation, molecular function: RNA polymerase II cis-regulatory region sequence-specific DNA binding; DNA-binding transcription factor activity, RNA polymerase II-specific. The transcript is spliced from 2 exons. Gene Ontology annotation, biological process: anterior/posterior pattern specification; regulation of transcription by RNA polymerase II; embryonic skeletal system morphogenesis. Bases 103 to 876 code for a protein of 257 amino acids. The record is from RefSeq and is a predicted model, not a curated record. NCBI's taxonomy places the organism in Eukaryota, Metazoa, Chordata, Actinopteri, Atheriniformes, Melanotaeniidae.